AUGAAAAAUUGUUUAAAAUAGUUAAAAGCUCACAUUUUCAAAUCCAUAAAAAAAAAAAUUUUUUCUCAAAGGCAUUAGCGCGGCUAUAAAGCGCGCAUACCCAAGCAAAGAACGACGCAAGCAAAAAGUGCAAGAGGCGAAGACGGAGGAGGGAAAACAAAAGGUCGGCCGGACUACACGUGACGGCACAGCUGAUGGUUUUAUUGUGUCUGAUAACAGAGGAUGUAGAUCGUCCGCUAAUAAAAAAAAAAAAUUGCACAGAACAACGAGCCUACUCGACUCUUGUAAGUUAUUAAAACAGCGUGAAACUCUAGCGAUGAAUCUCUUUUAUUAUUACCGAUUUCUCUCAAUUGUAUCGUGCAAUUGAUUUGUUUUUUAUCGGCCGUUGAGUGAAGUGGACAAAGAAAGUACAUCCUCGUUUUGGCACUCGUGCGAUUCUUUCAAGUUCAAGAAUAUAAUAUAGGCUCGAUAAUUUCGCGAGAUAUAGAGAUAAAGAAUGUACAGUUAACUCUGGUCGCCACGACAUAAUAUUAAUGAUCGGUCGUUGACUUAUAAAAAAAAAAAAAAAAACAGAUUCAGCUGAGUGAAAAAAAAAUGUAUUCUAAAAUUUUCUGUAUCACAGUUGUAUUACGUGGGGAUUAAAUUUAAACAGGUGAAUGUUUGAUGACAAAACUUGUUUUUGCUCUCAAAUCAAUAGAGUUGCAACAAAAUGAUGUACAGAUAAGAUUUACCUGUAUAUGAUGCACACAGAGAGAGAUUAGGAUGAAAAAAAAAAAAAAAAAGAUAAGAGCCGCAUGUAAAGAGAGGAAAGAAGAGCCGUCGCGCACACACAUUAAUGUACCGUUGCGGCUCUUCUCCCCGUAUAUGUGUAAAAAAAAAUACACCCAUAGGUCGUCUCUUUCCCUCUCUUUAGCGCUUCUUCUUCUUCUUCUUCCAAACCAGUUCCGCUCCUCCUCGUCCGAUGUGUGUGCACUCGCACAGAGUUCGCGAAGACGCACCAGCGCAGAUCAGCACUCUACUGCCACGCUGCCAGUUUCGUCUAACGUGGAGAUCACUCGCGACCGGCUUUUUUUCUUUCUCUGGGAUUGUUUGUUUAUUGAUCGAAGAGACCGGUUUUUCCCACACGCAAGGCGAUCAUUCAACUUAAGGACAAACUGCAUAGUACUCGGCCGAGAUGGGCUACUUGAAGUCGGUGGGCACGAGCAUCAUUUGGAUCUACACGGCCCUUGUCGUCAUCACCUUUUGGCCUGGACUACGUCCAUAUGGGGAUUUUAAGGAACACGAGUACAUCGAGCCAAAGGCACUGAGCGGCAAUUUAGGGAUCAACCAGAGACUCGACGGCGUGGAAAAGCUGUUCGAAGGCCGGGUUCGCGGCCCCGAAGCUUUCGCCCUCCACAAAGGCGAGGUUUACGCCUCCCUGCUAACCGGCGAGAUUGUCAAGAUAACCAAGGACAAGAAGCUCGAGACCGUCUUCAAAAUCAGCGAGCACGACCCAGAGACAAAAACAUACCGCAACGGCAGACCACUCGGCCUGCAGUUCGACAAGGCAGGCUUCCUGUACGCGGCGGAUCUCUUCUUCGGUAUCUUCAAGAUAGAUCUCACCACCAAAAACGCCGAACUGAUCGUCGACACGAGGAACAGCAACAUCGAGGGUAAACGCGCGGUCGCCAACGACCUCGCGAUCGCGAGCAACGGCGACAUCUACUGGUCCGACAGCUGCGCUGGUUUCGAGUUCGACGGCACCUUCGUGCCCAUUGUACUGCUAAAUCCGCGCGGCAGGUUGAUAAGGUACAGCCCAGAGACAGGUCGCAACGAGGUGCUGGUGCGCAACCUGGGGGUGGCCAACGGGGUCGCUCUGGCGAAAGACGAGAGCUUCGUGCUGGUGGCCGAGUGUCAACUCGCCCGCAUCGUCAAGUAUCACUUGAAGGGGGCGAAAGCCGGUCGGCACGAGGUGUUCGCCGAGGCACUGCCGGGUUUCCCUGACAACAUAACCCCCGACGGUGGCGAGGGCUUCCUGGUGGCUCUGCCCAUGUACACCGACGCGGUCAACUGGUCGUACCUCACCCUGCUGGGCCGGCACUUUUACGUCCGUAAGUGCCUCGUCCGGCUGAUCUACGUGCUCCGGGCGCCCUUCGAGUACUUCCACAUGCUCUACCCGGCUUACGAUCCGGCGCCCAUGGUGCAGGCCGUCAACGGGUUCUUCAAUGGGUUCAUGGUAGGGGAGACCGCUGCGGUGCUCAGGUUGGACGCGAACGGUAAAGUUACCGACGCGGCGUACGAUACGAGCGGGCGCAUGCCGGGACUGAGCGCGGCCCACGUUUUUGGGAACGAGCUCUGGCUCGGAUCGUACAUGGCUCAGCACAUAGGCAAGAUACCCUUGAAACAGGCCCUACCGACUCUGGGGCGCUGAUCUGGUGCAAGGGCUUUGGUUACUUUUUUU
Copidosoma floridanum is the source of this 2440-nucleotide messenger RNA. RefSeq names its product adipocyte plasma membrane-associated protein Hemomucin-like. NCBI's taxonomy places the organism in Eukaryota, Metazoa, Arthropoda, Insecta, Hymenoptera, Encyrtidae. Gene Ontology annotation, cellular component: endomembrane system. The record is from RefSeq and is a predicted model, not a curated record. Gene Ontology annotation, molecular function: hydrolase activity.